Molecule: messenger RNA, 4221 nt
Organism: Mycotypha africana
Lineage: Eukaryota; Fungi; Mucoromycota; Mucoromycetes; Mucorales; Mycotyphaceae
Product: P-loop containing nucleoside triphosphate hydrolase protein
Exons: 7
Coding region: 1-4221 (1406 amino acids)
Cellular component (GO): intracellular anatomical structure
Molecular function (GO): ATP binding; RNA binding; protein binding
Source: RefSeq, a predicted model, not a curated record
AUGUCAAGUAAAAAGAGCAAAUCAAGCUCGAAAUCGUCCAACCCGCCUCCACCUACCUCAACAACACCUGGCAAAAAAUUGGGUGGCAAAAGAAAUAUUGUCAAAAGUGGAAACGCUAAUUCAUCUAAAAGUAAAGACGCUGAUAAACCUCCUGUACAAUAUUCUUCGAUCUUUGGCACUUGGACAGGCAAAACACCUGUAUCUUUACUCCACGACCAUUGUCAAAAGUCCAACUGGGAAAAGCCCGAAUAUGAUAUAAAAAGAUGCAAUACAAAGGACAGCAAUGGGCCUGCCUACUUGGGCACUGUAAAAUUGAGCCAGCGUAACAAAAAGACAGCUCAAAUGCAAACCGUUACUUUCACCCCGCCCGCCGAAUGUGCUUUACCUACCUCUGCAGAGGCUAAGCAUUUGGCAGCAACAUAUACAUUGCAUCGUAUUUUAUCACACAUGUCGAUGCAUCGAGUUUUACCGCCUCAACAUAGAGAUUAUUGGCGCCAAUUUGAAACAUACAAAUCAUCCGCUAAUCAAUGGCAAUAUGAUCCAGAUCCAUUUAAUGCUCACGCGCCUACUGCGCCAGUAAAAAAGCAACGCCAAGUACCUUCCAAAGAGCAUGCUAAUGCUGCUGUGCCGAUGCCCACGUUAACAUCUUCGUCGGCAAGCUCGAAGAAGAGAGGGGCUGGAGAUACAGUGAUGAUCGAUGAAAAACUAAGAAGGGAAUGGGAAAAUUUACCAGCUGUUCAUAUGACUGCAGAAAACAGAGACCUUGUAGAGCGAGUUUUGAAGCGUUCGAAACUGUCUUAUCAACCUGCUAAACAUACAGCACAAGAAAAGAAGCAAUUAAUUGACAUUUUAGUGAAAAUGGGAUUCAGAGCAGCACAUGCGGACGAGGCAUUAGACUAUUCCAAAGAUACUGCGGAUGCUUUGGAUUGGCUUUAUAUUCGAUCCAAUUCAUCGUACUAUGGGCAUGUUGUGCUGAUCGGAAUUGUUUAUUGCCAUUGUAAACAUUGCAUAGGCCUACACGUUCCUGAAGAUGAUUUACCGCCGAAUUUUAUGCUGGCCAACUAUAACCCAACCAUGACCACCGUUUCACAAACAACAGAAACACUUAGCCGAAACUGGCUCCUCAAACGUAUGAGUGCCAUUGGAUACCCUGAAGCUAUUUGUGAAGAGGCACUUGAAAGAGCGAACGAAGAUGACACUAAGGCGAUAGAACUAUUACAAUGGCGACUAGCGCAUGGGGACGACCAACCUCUCCCUAAUUACAAGGAGACCGCCGCUUUAAUUGAUAAAGAAGAAUUAGAACAAAUGUUACAAGAUGAAGUAACAGCUCUUGAAUCUAUCUAUGAACCAUCACGAUUCGGCCGUCAAGUAUCGGAAGAAGACGGUCGUACGACAUACCAUAUUUUAUUUAAUGCAAAAACUAACCCUGAAGAAAGCAAUGAAACAGAGAAGCUAUUGUUGCAGAUCAUUGUUCCCAAGGAUUCACUUUAUCCUCAUCAGCUCCCUCUGUUUAUUAUUGAAUGCGAAGGAUUGCCUAGCUAUUUGAAAUUAUUUUUGAUAAAAGGGUUGAUGGAAGAAGCUGAGAGAAACCUUGGCAUGCCUUUCAUCUAUAUGUGUGCUGAAUGGCUACAAGAUCAUGUCGAUCAAAUGAUUGCGCAUCCGCCUAAAUUACGGGAUAUGACAGAACGUUUAACCACAUUUGACAUCACCCCACAAAAACGACAUAAGCUCAACCAUCAACGACGCCAUCGAGCCAAACCACUAAAAGCUGACAACGCAAUUUCUGAACAGCUCAAAGACGCAUUAGAGACAAUGCAUAACUCACCUGAGUAUGUGCCUAUGGGCCUUGUUCGUUCUAAAUUACCUGCUCAUAAAUUUAAAGAAACCAUUAUCAAAACGGUAUUGGGCAACCAAGUUUGUAUUGUCAGCGGUGAAACAGGUUGUGGUAAGACUACUCAAGUGCCUCAAUUUAUUCUGGAUGAAGAAAUUCUGCAAGGACGUGGGUCAACAUGUAGCAUCAUCUGUACUCAACCGAGAAAGAUUUCUGCUAUUGGUGUAGCGGAACGUGUUGCGGCAGAACGAUGUGAAAAGAUCGGUCAAAGUAUUGGUUAUGCUGUACGUGGUGAGACAAAAUGCAGUGCGAAUACGCGUUGUCAAUUUGUCACCACAGGUGUUUUAUUACGACGACUGCAAAGCGAUCCUACUUUGGAGGGUAUUAGUCAUGUGAUGAUUGAUGAAGUUCACGAGCGUUCAGUAGACAGUGAUUUCUUGUUGAUUAUUUUGCGUGAUGUGUUGAAGAAACGAAAGAAUUUAAAAGUAGUACUCAUGUCUGCCACCUUGAAUCAGGCUCUCUUUUCUGACUAUUUCGGUGGUGCUCCUUUCAUUGAAAUCCCUGGCUUCACUCAUCCUGUACAAGAUUUUUACUUGGAAGACAUUCUCGAUAUGACUCUAGCGCAUAAAAGUGUGGUUGAAUUACCCUCACAAUCUGAAGAGAAGGGCGUCCAAACGAUACCUGAUGGCGAAUGGGCCGAAUGGCAAAUCCCUUAUUUGGAAAAAGGGUACGCGCCGGCUACCGUCCGACAACUCGCUCGUCAUCGUGGUGAUAAGAUUGAUUAUAAUUUAAUCGCCAAUACUGUACAAUACAUUGUACAACAUGAAACUGUGAAGCUUGAAGCCGGUGCAUUACCGGCUGUUCUUAUUUUCAUGCCUGGUGCUAUGGAGAUCAAGCAAUGCUGUGAAGCACUUGAGAGCAUCCUGCGCGGGCAAGAAAAAUGCGAGAUUUUGCCUCUGCAUGCCAAUCUGUCUCCACAAGAACAGACCCGUGUUUUCAAAACGGUUGCACCGGAUGUGCGUAAAAUUGUUGUCGCUACCAAUGUGGCUGAAACGUCCAUCACCAUUGAGGGUGUUGUCUAUGUCAUCGAUUCCGGUCGGGUGAAAGAAACUCAAUAUCAUGCCAGUAGCCAUAUGAUGCAUCUGGUAGAAACAUGGGCUUCACGGGCAUCGUGCAAACAGCGUCGUGGUCGUGCGGGUCGUACACGUCCUGGCCAGUGCUUCAAAUUGUUCACUCGUGAAGUAGAGCAGAAUAAGAUGCGUGCUCAACAAGUGCCUGAACUACUCAGAACUCCAUUAGAACAACUCUGUUUGACGGUGAAAGCCAUGGAUGAAAAGGUAGACGUGGCCAAAUUUUUAAAGCGAGCCAUUGAUCCACCUUCUACAGCUGCUUUAGAGAGCGCGAUACGUGCUUUGAAGCAAGUUGAAGCCGUUGAUCCAGAGGGAGAAAAAUUAACAGCCUUAGGGAAGCAUAUGGCGAAUAUUCCAGCUGAUUUACGCAUCAGUAAAAUGUUGUUGUUUGGCUCUGUAUUUGGGUGCUUGGAGCCUAUGUUGACGAUUGCAUCGAUCAUGUCCUUGAAGAGUCCAUUCACAUCACCGAUGGAAAAACGUCAAGAGGCACGGCAGGCAAGAGAAAAGUUCAAUUUUGCCAAGAGUGAUUGGCUGGCUGAUAUGAAAGCUUAUAAUGAAUGGUUCGACAUUAUUCGAUCCAAGGGUAUGAAAGCAGCUCGUCAAUUUUGUGAAGAAAACUUCUUAUCGUUCGCAACCUUGAAUGAAACACAAAAUUUACGUCGACAAUAUGCCGAGGCAUUGUAUGAGAUUGGCUUCUAUAACCGCAGCAAUAAAGAAAAAUACAAUGAAAACGCCGACAAUCUGAAUUUAAUCAAAUCAAUCAUUUUUGCAGGCUUAAAUCCCAAUGUCGCUAAAAUUAAGCUGCCUAAUACCAAAUACGAGAAACUAUCCAGCGGUACAAUCGAAAAGGAAAAGGAAGCUAGAGAGAUCAAAUUCUUCACAAAAGAUGAUGGUCGUGUUUUCCUACAUCCAUCCUCUUUAAUGUUUUUCAACAAUAAUUAUAACUCCUCUUUCCUUACUUAUUUCUCAAAGAUGGCCACAACCAAAACUUUCAUCAGGGAUGGCACCGAAGUGCCAUCUUACGGUGUCCUUUUUUUCGGUGGCCGAAUUGAGGUCGAUCAUCUUGGUCGAGGUUUGAAAGUUGGUGAAGAUGGUUGGAUUCGCUUCAAAUCAUGGGCACGUAUCGGUGUCUUGGUGAAUCAAUUAAAGAAGCUAUUACAAUUAGAAUUAGAAUGUAAAAUAGAAGACCCCAAUAUAGACGUAUCUGAAAGUGGCGUAGCACACACAAUCAUCGCGUUAUUGACUAGCAAUGGCGUUUAA